Aspergillus neoniger CBS 115656 is the source of this 1544-nucleotide messenger RNA. RefSeq names its product monocarboxylate transporter 4. The transcript has 4 exons. Gene Ontology annotation, cellular component: fungal-type vacuole membrane. Lineage: Eukaryota; Fungi; Ascomycota; Eurotiomycetes; Eurotiales; Aspergillaceae. The record is from RefSeq and is a predicted model, not a curated record. The coding region runs from base 82 to 1311 and encodes 409 amino acids. Gene Ontology annotation, molecular function: transmembrane transporter activity. Gene Ontology annotation, biological process: transmembrane transport.
CGGCUGUAACAACUACACCACAGUAACUUCGGUCUUUUCCUCCUUUUCCAGCCCUGUGGAUCUGCCUUCUUCAAUUUCAAAAUGGAAAAAGGCCCUGAUGACGAAGAUCGUGGCCGCGAAACAAUAAUUCUCGGGCCCCAGCCGGUUGACUCCCCAUUGUCCGAUGCAUCCCCAGCCCCUCUGGCAUAUACCUAUCCGGAAGGAGGACGCAGAGCUUGGUUAGCAGUUGCGGGUGCCUGGUGUUGCAACUUUUGUUCCUUUGGCUGGACUAGCAGCAUUGGCGUUUUCCAAGCCUAUCAUUCAGAGCACCAGCUCUCCUCAUAUUCAUCUUCUGCGGUGUCUUGGAUUCCUUCAGCUAAUCUUUUUAUGUUGAUUGUCCUCGCUCCUGUGUUUGGAAAGAUAUUCGACAACUAUGGGCCCCGUUACGCUGUGAUAUUAGGCGCCUGCGCUCACAUUCUGGGCCUGGUGUUCCUAAGCUUGAGCACGGAAUAUUACCAAAUGUUCCUCUCACAGAGUAUUCUAUCCGGAAUUGGUGCCUGCUCGCUAUUUUAUUCUGGAAUGAACGCAGUUAGUACGUACUUCAAACGAAGAAAGGCUCUCGCUAUUGGUAUUGUGGCUAGCGGCUCAUCGCUGGGCGGCGUUAUCCUACCAACCAUGUUCGACUACCUGAUAGCCGAUGGAGUGAGCUUCGGUUGGACAAUUCGUGCUAUCGCAUUGACGUUUCUUAUCCUCCUCUUGUUCGCUAGCAUCGCCACCACCUCGAAUCUCAAGCAUCAGCCGACGCCAGUGUCUUUGCGGUCCUUCGUGCGCCCGUUUAGGGAGGUCAAAUUCGUCCUUCUGGGAAUGUCAUUAGUCUUCUCAAACUACCAGCUUAUCGCACUAAAUGCCGCGAGCGUUCUGGCUCGUGUCGGAUGUGGUUUCAUCGGAGACCGAUAUGGCUGCUUCAACACGAUCAUCGUCAACGUCGCAAUUGUCAUUGUUUCAAUAUUCGUGCUUUGGUUUAUUGAUACCCUUGGAACGACUAUGGCAUUCAGUAUCGUAUUUGGAUGGGGGUCUGGCUCUUUUAUCUCUUUACUUCCUGCCUGUAUUGCGAAGAUUUCAGACAUCCGGGAGAUAGGUGUCCGAGUGGGCAUGAUCUACUUCGUUUCGGCCUUUGCCUGUCUAACAGGUAACCCAAUUGGUGGUGCUUUGAUUCAAGGAACCAACUAUCGGUGGAUGCAAGUCUUUGCGGUACUCGUGAUCUUCGUGGGCAUUGCAUUCUUCGUUGCUCGGCGAAUGGCACAAAGUCGUACGUUGAUGAAGGUUGUGUGAGCAAUCAUGAUUCGGUACUAUUUGGGAGAAUAGGAUCACAGCAGUUACACUGCAAGGCAGGAAAAUGGGGGAGAAAGGGGAUUAUAGACGGCAUAGAAUGUAUGCCAGGUAGUAGGUACCUCUAUGUAAUAUAGUACUUGCUGACAUAUAGUUACUAAGACAUCAUUAGUGAUUUCUUUCCAUUUCGCACAAGGGUCAGCUAUGUUGAGGCGCGUGAUUACUAGCAAAGCAAC